AUGAUUCUCGUGGACCUCGAAACUGGCAUGGUCAUGAUUCGGGUGUGGCAUAAGGACAAGGAAGGCCCUCAGAAAAUGACAGUCUCCGAGGCUGAACUCGCUGCCGUGUGCAACAAGCCUGCUUUCAUGCCUGAAGACUGGCGUUACGAACCUGUUCAAUAUCCAAAGCUAAGCACCCCCAAUCAGAAGAAGCCGAUACCUGAAUUGCCAGUGGCAAUCUGUCCACAAAUUGAACCACCCACGGCCAUGUUUGAGCUUCAACAGAAAUUCUUUAUAGACCUCGUUCUCAUAUGA
Penicillium malachiteum is the source of this 294-nucleotide messenger RNA. RefSeq lists its product as uncharacterized. Lineage: Eukaryota; Fungi; Ascomycota; Eurotiomycetes; Eurotiales; Aspergillaceae. The record is from RefSeq and is a predicted model, not a curated record. The coding region runs from base 1 to 294 and encodes 97 amino acids. The transcript has a single exon.